Molecule: messenger RNA, 2364 nt
Organism: Anopheles arabiensis
Lineage: Eukaryota; Metazoa; Arthropoda; Insecta; Diptera; Culicidae
Gene: Rab11
Product: ras-related protein Rab-11A
Exons: 5
Coding region: 268-915 (215 amino acids)
Biological process (GO): exocytosis
Cellular component (GO): recycling endosome
Molecular function (GO): GTP binding; GTPase activity
Source: RefSeq, a predicted model, not a curated record
UCAAUGCAAACAUGUCAAAAAUGCGUAUAUUAUGCGACCCGGUUUCCUCUGAACUUAAACGUACGAGCAAGAGUGCCCAACACUACAAAAAUUUGCGGGAGGAGAAAACGAUACGUCGUUCAUAAAAAUCGGAAGAAGCAAUUAAAGCAAUAAAGAGGCAGACCGGUUAAAGCGCAGCUUGCUACGAGAGCUCUGUGUGAAAACAGUGCUUAUACAAAGAAGAUAUCUAAUAUAGUGAAGAAAACAUAAAACCACAGCGGCGGCAGGAUGGGCAAUCGUGAUGAUGAAUAUGAUUAUUUAUUCAAAGUUGUACUGAUCGGAGACUCGGGAGUCGGAAAAAGUAACCUGCUAUCGAGAUUUACUAGGAAUGAGUUUAAUCUUGAAUCUAAAUCAACCAUAGGUGUGGAAUUUGCUACUAGAAGUAUAGAGGUCGAUGGUAAAACUAUUAAGGCCCAGAUCUGGGAUACUGCUGGACAGGAGCGCUAUCGUGCGAUAACUUCAGCGUACUAUCGUGGUGCUGUGGGGGCUUUGCUCGUGUACGACAUUGCGAAGCAUUUGACCUACGAGAACGUCGAACGAUGGCUUCGGGAGCUGCGUGAUCAUGCUGAUCAAAAUAUUGUCAUCAUGCUUGUUGGAAACAAGAGUGAUUUACGGCAUCUGCGUGCCGUACCUACGGAUGAGGCGAAGGGUUUCGCAGAACGCAACGGGCUCAGCUUCAUUGAAACGUCAGCGUUGGACUCGACUAAUGUCGAAACAGCAUUCCAAAACAUACUCACAGAGAUCUACCGAAUUGUGUCGCAAAAGCAAAUCCGAGAUCCGCCAGAAGGCAGCGUAAUUAGACCGAACUUGGAAAACAUCGACGUGAAGCCGACCAAUCCGACGACUGAUUCCGUGCGAAAACAAUGCUGCCAGUGACCGCCGCAAUCCGAAGAGACGUCCGUUCAUGAUGCUGUGUAUUCAGUAAUAACAUCAUCCAGCACUACUAUUUCUACUACAACUACAGAUAGUACUGCAAGCACUACUACUGCUACCGCCACCACGGUUACUACUGCAUCUAAUAUUACAGAAAAAGCUAAAAUUAAUUACAAUAUUGCUCCAAAUGAACCUAUUACUACUACCACUACUACUACAACUACCACCACCGCCACGGCAAAGAAGGCAUCAAACAUCGGCACCAUCCACAAUGGCGUUAAUUCUAAUAUAGGUGAUUGCUUCAACAUUGAGAUUUCCAGCUUCCAUAGAAAGAAGCCACCGACAGUUGAUGGUAACAAUUACGCUGGAAUGCUUUUAAUUUGAAGCAUAAUUGUGCGUGUGUGUGUGCCAAUAUGCUAGAGCAUUCCUUUCCUUUUUGGCUACAUCAUUACCCGGUGCAUGAUGGAAGUGUGUCACACUGUAGUGCAUUUUUAUAGAGACGAAAUUAAGCAACAGUAAAGAAGAAGAGUUGAUUAUGUGUGCUUGUUUUUUCUACUUAUUCCAUUGUUUUUUUUUAUUAAUGCAACGUUUGAUUGUCUUAGAGCAUGGAGAUUCUGGAAAUAAAAAAAAUAUAUAGCGCUUUUUAUUCCAUAGAUGCGACAAAGUGAACUGUAAAGCUAUGCCAAAACACUGUGGACACUUCGUUUACUGUUACACACAUGAGUGUGUUUCACACAUUUCAGAAUGCAUGAAUGAUAAAAAUCUGCCUACGACAGCGGUGUUGUAAGAACAAACAAGAAUAUGCAUAACAUAAAAAAUAUGUGAUGAGUUUUAAUCUCUCUUUUGCAAACGGAGAGGAGAGUUAUGAAAGUGAACAACAAUUAACAAUAGAACAAUGUUUUCUCUAAAAUAUUGAUGAAGUGUAUCAAACCAUGUAUAUGACACAUGUUUCAACAGAAUACCAGAAAAAUAUAUAAUAUUAUAUAAUUCUAGUGAUGAGUGUCAGUCCCUUCGUGCUGCGAGCAAAUCCAUCUCGUAGUUGGUAGAGAGGUGAACAAAUGCGCGCUACUUUCUUGGAGGGCCGAAUCUCUUCUCACAUGCUGCUGAGGAAGGAUCUGUGUUCCAUUGUAAUAAUAGCGCGCGUGCAUUUGGUAGCAACCGUAACCGAGAAUAUCGUUUCGAUGCGUUGAUCAUUGCUGAUGUUAUGAACAUUGGAUUACACCCAUCUUGGCUUCGCAAGCGGUUAGUCGUGCAACGUACAUCUUUAUGCUUUUGUGUUAUUUAACAAGCACAUUUGAUAGAAAAGAUCCAGUUCAAUAAAAAAAUGAAACACCCAGCGGUAAAUAUGCGGACGAUAGUUGAUGUCAAAACAGGAAGCUUUGUUGUGUGAUGGCUUAAAAAAUCAAAACAGAAAAGGAACAGAAGUGUUUUAAUAUAAGAGAAAUAUCACUA